AUGGUUUGGAUGCUUUUCAUCUUCGUCACAGUGGCAUUUUUAUGCACAUGUGUGGAUCUCGUAACACACAAUCAACCAUCUUCGUGCCCACAACUUGCUCACCUAUGCAAUAAUUCUUUGUAUUGUGAACUGAUGACAAAGCAGUGUCCGAAAAUAUGUGGUCCAUGUUCGGAAAAUGUCACUUCCGAUAUCUACGGGAAUUUGAUGAUUCAGGAAUGUGCAAAACCCUGUCAUCAAAGUUGCUGA
Molecule: messenger RNA, 246 nt
Organism: Brugia malayi
Lineage: Eukaryota; Metazoa; Nematoda; Chromadorea; Rhabditida; Onchocercidae
Gene: Bm709
Exons: 3
Coding region: 1-246 (81 amino acids)
Source: RefSeq, a predicted model, not a curated record